This is a messenger RNA of Vespula pensylvanica (western yellowjacket), 694 nucleotides long. RefSeq lists its product as uncharacterized. Gene Ontology annotation, molecular function: RNA binding. Gene Ontology annotation, biological process: dendrite extension. Gene Ontology annotation, cellular component: nucleolus. The record is from RefSeq and is a predicted model, not a curated record. The coding region runs from base 142 to 558 and encodes 138 amino acids. The transcript is spliced from 4 exons. Lineage: Eukaryota; Metazoa; Arthropoda; Insecta; Hymenoptera; Vespidae.
UCUGCCAUAUCCUAUCAUAACCCGUGUGUAUAGUAACACGUGCUGAGCGUCGCAAAUUUUAUUUAAGACAAAAGAGCUAUCUAGGAUCGAUAUUAAAUACAUUACUAAUUAUAUUAAUUAAGUGUUAUAGGAAUCAAAAUAAUGGCAAAAUCAUUACGUAGUAAAUGGAGGAGAAAAUGCAGAGCCGUUAAGAGGGAACGUUAUGGUGCAAAAGAACUUGAUAGAUUAAAAAAGACACUUGCUAUUGAUGAAAAUGGCGAUGUUGAAAUGCCGGAUAUAUCUGAGAUUGCUACAGUGGUUGAUGCUAAGGAUAUAAAAGAAAGUUCUAAAGCAAAGGAAAAUCAUAAAGCCGAUAAUACAGAGAAAAUGGAAGUGGAUAGUGGUAGGGUAUAUGAUAAGAAAACAUUAAAGGACCAAUAUGGAAAUUAUCCCGUCUGGAUGAAUAGGCGAAAGAUAAUGAAACAUAAGAAGGGAAGAGCAAAAGCUGAUAAAGGUACCACAAAAACGAACAAAAGAUUGACUAGGCGACAAAAAAAAGCGUUGAAACAGAAAAAGUAAAGCUAUAGAUUGAUAAUUAUUAAAUGUUUAGUGAGUCUCUUCAAGAUGAUCUCAUAGUCCUGAUCGAGGUCAGCAUCCCCCACUUCGUUUUCUGCAUCUGCAAAAAAUUAGAAUCAUAUGUCGGACGACACGUCAC